AUGCUUACGGCAGACAAUUUCUUUGUAAACUCAUUACGGAGCUUUAUUCCGUAUCUUCGUAAUGGAACUGCUGGAGUGGCCGUCUCAGGCGGGGUUGACAGUAUGUGCCUUGUUCAUUUGUUGAGAGAAACGAUGCUUCAGUACUUGUGGCCAAAACGAAUCCAUGCAUUCAUUGUUGAGCAUGGCCUUCGCAAAGAAAGUGCUGAAGACGCUGUGAUCACCAGGCGAAGACUUCUCGACAUGGGGAUUCCCUCUACUAUUUUACCAUUAAAUCACAAAUGGGAUCUCUCUAAGCAAUCAAAGAUCGAGACAAUUGCUCGAGUAUUACGCUAUCGUACUUUGGCCAAAGCUUGUCUGCGACAUAAAAUUUAUGGCUUAUUUACGGCGCAUCAUCUUAAUGAUCAAUACGAAACAAUAGUAAUGCGACUCCUACAGAGGAAACCAGGAACCUGGGGAGGAUUGUGUGGCAUUCGAAAAGUUGCUCCUCUUCCUGAGUCCGAAGACAUUUAUGGAGCGGAUCAAAUACUUCUUCUCAGGCCUUUUCUCUCUUACCCUAAAACUUGCAUAAAAAAAAAAGUACAGUGGUGCGAAGACAAAAGCAAUAAAGACAUACAAUUGACGGUUAGAAAUGCUAUUCGUGCUGUGGGUGUCGAUACAUUGGUGUCAACGGAAAUAGCAAGCAUAUCGCAAACAUUUCAAGAACUUGAAGACCAUUCUCAGAAAAGUGUGCAUUCAUUAUUAAAGCAGUGUUCUUGCCUAUAUUUUAAAGCGAUUCAUUCUUUUCAAAUGCAGAUACCAUGUAUAAUUAUGGACACAAGUAGUGAUUUCAUUAAAACAGAAUUCCUUAUGUACCUUAUUGACAUAAUCACACCAAAAACAAAAAAGAAACGUCGCUCUAUUGAAGGCAUCAGCAAACGUCUGUGGAACAGUACAAAACCUUUGACGGCUGGCGGUUGCAGCUUUACCUUAACAAAAGAUGACAAUUGUUCUUCCUAUAUCCUAUUCAUUACGAGAGAACAAUUUUCAAAACGAGACGCACAAAAGGCUACUUUUGUUCUAAAAAAUGGCUCCACUAUUCUCUGGGAUAAUCGCUUUUGGGUACAAGUGAAAUACGAUAGUGCUAAAUCUUUUACUAUUCGGCCGCUUAAAAGCGGUGACAUUAAGCAAAUACGGUAUCUUUGUAACAACUUUCCGAAUCUCUCCUGGGCUGCUUUUUCCAAAAGCGCUCCGGGGAAAACACGCUUCACGAUGCCAGUGAUAGUAAACAACUUCACUCAACAAAUCAAUUGUCUUCCGAUCUCGAAUGUCAAAUGUUGUCAAGAUGUUGAGGUCAGAAUUGUACCUCGAAAGGAGCCGAACCUAGAAUUGUUUGCUCAUAGUCGGACAUGA
Messenger RNA from Schizosaccharomyces japonicus yFS275, 1389 nucleotides. Its product is annotated as tRNA(Ile)-lysidine synthetase. Gene Ontology annotation, biological process: tRNA processing. The transcript has 3 exons. Bases 1 to 1389 code for a protein of 462 amino acids. Gene Ontology annotation, molecular function: ligase activity, forming carbon-nitrogen bonds; nucleotide binding; ATP binding. The record is from RefSeq and is a predicted model, not a curated record. NCBI's taxonomy places the organism in Eukaryota, Fungi, Ascomycota, Schizosaccharomycetes, Schizosaccharomycetales, Schizosaccharomycetaceae.